AUGGAAAAGGUAAAAAUAGCUAAGUUGCAAAUGUUAAGAAGAGAUUUUGAGACCAUCUACAUGAAAGAAUCAAAUACAAUAGACUCAUUUUUCACUCAAAUCAUUGGAUUAGUAAACCAAAUCAGAUCUCAUGGUGAAAACCUUGAAGAAAGAAGAGUGGUUGAAAAGAUUUUGAGAAGUUUGCCUACAAGAUUUGAAUCUAUUGUGGUGGCCAUAGAAGAGACAAAGAAUCUAUCACAAUUUCCAGUGGAUGAGCUUCAUGCUUCACUCAUUUCUCAUGAGCAUAGACUGAGUAGGUCAACAAAUUCAAAUUUGGAGCAUGCAUUCAAGACACAAGUUUCAAUCAGCCAUGAUAGAGGUAGGGGAAGAACAAAUUUCAGAGGUAGAGGAAGAAAUGCAUAUAGAGAUGGAAGAGGCAGCCCAUCAAACUCAAGUGGAAGAGGUAGCAGCCCAUCAAGCUCAAGUGGAAGAGGCAACUAUCAAAAAUCAACUCAAAAUCAGCUCCAAAGCCAAAGGUAUGACAAAUCAUCAGUCCAAUGUCAUUAUUGCAAGAAAUUUGGGCAUUACAUUAAUGAAUGUAGAAAGAAGCAAUAUGAUUCUAGACAACAAAGUGCAAAUUUUACCAAGGAAAAUCAAACUCAGGAUAACAUGUUCAUAGCUUGUAAUGUUGCACAAGAAAGUGAGAAAGAUAUAUGGUUUUUAGAUUCGGGUUGUAGCAAUCAUAUGACUGGAAAUUUGGAAAUGUUUUCUAGUUUGGAUGAGAGUGUAAAAUCAGAUGUAACAUUGGGGAAUGACAACAAAGUUUCAGUUAUGGUUAAAGGAAGUGUCAACAUUCUAACCAAAAUGGGGGUGAAAAAGUAUAUUUUAGAUGUGUAUUUUGUUCCUGGACUGAAACAUAACUUAAUGAGUAUAGGGAAGCUCAUUCAAAAGGGUAUAGAGUUUAUUUCAAGAACAAAGAAUGCACAAUUUUAG
Messenger RNA from Cryptomeria japonica (Japanese cedar), 972 nucleotides. RefSeq lists its product as uncharacterized. The record is from RefSeq and is a predicted model, not a curated record. NCBI's taxonomy places the organism in Eukaryota, Viridiplantae, Streptophyta, Pinopsida, Cupressales, Cupressaceae. Gene Ontology annotation, molecular function: zinc ion binding; nucleic acid binding. The transcript has a single exon. The coding region runs from base 1 to 972 and encodes 323 amino acids.